AUGUGGGAGCCUUUCGGCACUACGUCUACAAACGCGACCGCCUCGUGGAGAUCCGAACCUAAUGAAAGAGGCACCCUCAAUAUUUUGUCAACAUGUCUAAUCACACUUAUCUUGUGUGUCUAUACAUGUCUUCACGUGGAUAUUCCAGAGCAUGGUAAAACGCCUUGGACGCACGUACUGAAGAGAAAAUUGUUUUGGUUACUUCCUGGAAUUUUCGCUCCCGAGAUUGUCGCCUUUAUUGCUGCCAGACAAUGGUUUUUCGCGAGGAACCUCGAAAUACACAUGAGAUCUCUUUUGGACCCUUUAGUUCUACAGACAUCGAAAGACUCGAGCGCCUUUGGUUAUCUGAGAAGCCAUAGAUCCCGUGGCCUGAUAAGACUUCACUCCUGGACACGGCUCCAUGCCCACUAUGCCCUCAUGGGAGGCUUUGCAUUCGACACAAGCAAAGCGCCUAUCCAAUUCAUGCCAGAAGGUCGAACUCGACUGACACUAACAUCAGUCGCCUUGCGCAAACUCGCAUUAGACUACCCCGACCUGGUCCCGGAUAUUUCAGCUGAGACUAUUCGUGAGAAAGGCAAAGCAAACGGGUUUGCAAAGAGUAUAGUCUGUAUUCAGGCUUUUUGGUUCAUCGUCCAAGUAAUAGGCCGGCUUGCAGCGAAGUAUCCGAUAAGCUUAUUGGAGAUGAACACCUUUCUCCAUGCUCUUUGCUGCCUGGCAAUAUAUUGCGCAUGGUGGAACAAACCUCUGGACAUU
Cucurbitaria berberidis CBS 394.84 is the source of this 753-nucleotide messenger RNA. RefSeq lists its product as uncharacterized. The record is from RefSeq and is a predicted model, not a curated record. The annotation marks the transcript as partial. The transcript has 2 exons. Lineage: Eukaryota; Fungi; Ascomycota; Dothideomycetes; Pleosporales; Cucurbitariaceae.